UGCUUGGCAUACCAUGAGGAGUUGACAGACCUCUCUGCACUUUUUUAACAUACAAAAAGUUCGAAAGAACGGAUAUUCAGAGAACCCAAAGUCCAACGAGUCUUCACUGGACAUUGAAGAAACAUCUGAUAUUGGUGCAAAUAUCAGUGCUGGACGAUUCGUCUUUUUAAGGAGCAUCUAGGAUUCCAAUCAAUCUUCUACGGACACAAUUUGGCCUCAAAAAACCCUUCUAAGGGUACACUUUAGGAACAGCUUCAGUAAACUUAUACAACUUAUUGAAUGGAGGAUCCAAUGUCAGAAAUGUCCAUGAUUCCUUUCAUGUCACCAACAGAGUCUUCCAGGAGCAACUCUACCUAUGACAGUCAAGAGGGUAAAAGUCUUGCUCCGGGCAAGGUCCUGAACUCAGGACUACUCUGUAAAGUGUGUUCUGAUACCAGCAGCGGGAAACACUAUGGAAUAUAUGCUUGCAAUGGCUGCAGUGGCUUUUUUAAGCGUAGUGUGAGACGCAGACUCAUCUACAGAUGUCAAGCCAGUACAGGUAUGUGUCCAGUGGAUAAAGCCCAUCGUAAUCAAUGCCAGGCAUGUCGCUUAAAGAAAUGCCUUCAAGCUGGCAUGAACAAGGAUGCUGUCCAGAAUGAGCGUCAGCCCCGUAGUACCGCUCAAGUCAGGUUAGAUGCUCUGGAUGUGGACAAAGACCAGGAGCACCUUGCCACCACGCUGGAGCCCACCUCCUCCUCCACAUGCUCCAUAAUCAACCGCCCACUGCUGGGCUCCUCCAUCAGCUCCAGUGUCAGCUCCAUUGACAUCAACCAGCACUCCAGCAGCCCCAAGAAUGGGCAUCGCUUCAUGGCAAGUCUCAUGACGGCUGAGACCUGCGCCAAGCUGGAGCCAGAGGAUGUCGAUGAGAACAUUGACGUUACCAGUGAUGAACCCGAGAGGAGUUCUCCGGACUACAGCAGCGCUCUUUACCCCAAACAUGGUCCAGAAAGUGUGUACGAGACAUCUGCUCGUCUGCUGUUCAUGUCUGUGAAAUGGGCCAAGAACCUGCCAGUGUUUUCCCACCUACCUUUCAGAGACCAGGUGAUUCUACUUGAGGAGGCGUGGAGUGAGCUUUUUCUUCUGUGUGCAAUUCAGUGGUCAUUACCGCUAGACAACUGCCCCCUGCUGUCCUUACCUGACCUCUCACCCCAAGGACAGGGCAAGGGCAGCCCCUCCGCCUCAGACAUGAGGGUCUUGCAAGAAGUGUUUAGCCACUUCAAGCCCCUGCAAGUGGAUCCAACUGAGUUUGCAUGCCUGAAAGCCAUUGUUUUGUUUAAACCAGAGACACCAGGACUUAAAGACCCAGAGCAGGUGGAAAAUCUACAAGAUCAGUCACAAGUGCUGCUAGCUCAACAUAUCCACACUCUUUACCCACAUCAAGUCGCCAGGUUUGGCAGACUAUUGCUUCUCCUUCCAUCCCUUCACUUUGUGAGUUCAGGGAGAAUCGAGCAGCUUUUCUUCCAGAGAACCAUCGGGAACACGCCUAUGGAGAAACUCCUGUGUGAUAUGUUCAAAAACUGAAAAGCUUUUUCAAAGACACUGAUCCUAGAGGAGUGAAAUCCUCUGAUUGUAGGUGCUUUGCUUCACUGCUAUGCUAGUUAAUAUGCCAAUGAAUCUGCCAGAAUGCUGGAAAAGCGCAAAUGCAUAUACACUUGCUUCAUUUUCUCUUUAUGUCUUAUUUUAUGUCUCUUUUUAUACCCAUAACAUUGCUCAUAUGUCUAUGCAUCUCCAUUAUUUGGAAUCUCCUUUGUUUUCUUUUCCAUAAUUUUUUUUUUUGCCU
Xyrauchen texanus (razorback sucker) is the source of this 1819-nucleotide messenger RNA. RefSeq names its product photoreceptor-specific nuclear receptor-like. Lineage: Eukaryota; Metazoa; Chordata; Actinopteri; Cypriniformes; Catostomidae. The transcript is spliced from 8 exons. Gene Ontology annotation, molecular function: nuclear receptor activity; RNA polymerase II cis-regulatory region sequence-specific DNA binding; zinc ion binding. Bases 280 to 1560 code for a protein of 426 amino acids. Gene Ontology annotation, biological process: anatomical structure development; negative regulation of transcription by RNA polymerase II; cell differentiation. The record is from RefSeq and is a predicted model, not a curated record.